UCACCUAUAAAUACUACGCGUCCAUACCUCGCGUUCAACAUCACACAAUUUCGUAAAAGAUUAGAGAAAAUCAAAACCAAACUAAGGAGAGAAAGAAAAAGCUUCGAAGGUAUUUCAAUGGCGGUAUCAAAUGGAAGUGAAUUUUUCGAGUUAGAGUUAAUGAGUACCGAUAUAGGUGACUCAUCGUUCGCUCGACCUUCAAAUGCGGAAUCAGUUGCUAGAGAUGAAGAAGACCUAGUUUGGGCCGCCAUUGAACGACUUCCAUCGCUUAAACGAUCGAAUUUGGCUUUACUACGUGAUAAUGAUGAUACUAAUAGUGGCGGAAAGAGAAUUUUCACCAUUGAUGUUACUAAACUUGAUCGCAAUCAUCGUGAAUUACUUGUUCAGAAAGCUCUUGAUACUCCGGAACAAGAUAAUUAUAAGCUCGUUUCUGGUAUUAAAGAACGCUUCAAGAGAGUUGGAUUGGAGUUGCCGAACGUAGAAGUAAGGUUUGAAAAUUUGAAUGUUACAGCAGAAGUUCAGACGGGGAAAAGAGCUUUGCCUACCCUCAUUAACUAUGCUCGUGAUAAGAUUGAGGGUAUUCUAAAACUUUUGAGGAUUUUUCGUCCUCAAAGAUAUACAUUAACUAUAUUGAAUAACGUCAAUGGGUACAUCAAACCUGGAAGGAUGACAUUGGUUUUGGGGCCUCCUGGAUCAGGCAAAUCUACCCUGCUACUAGCUCUUGCUGGAAAGCUUGACAAUAGCUUAAAGAGCAGUGGAAAAAUCACCUACAAUGGCCAUGAAAUGCAUGAAUUUUGUGUUCAAAGAACCUCUGCCUAUAUAAGUCAAACUGAUAAUCACAUUGCCGAGCUUACUGUGAGGGAAACUUUCGAUUUUGCUGCUAGAUGCCAAGGAGCAAGUAAAUGUUUUUCAGGAUGUAUGGAGGAACUUAUUCGAUUGGAGAAACAAACAAAAAUACGUCCCAGCCCAGAAAUUGAUGCAUAUAUGAAGGCAUUAUCUGUUGGUGAAAAAAAACAUAGCAUUUCAACAGAUUACCUUCUGAAAGUUCUUGGCCUUGAUAUAUGUGCAGAUACAAUUGUUGGUAAUGACAUGACUCGAGGGGUUUCAGGAGGUCAAAGAAAGCGAGUUACUUCAGGAGAGAUGAUUAUCGGUCCUAAGAAAACACUCUUCAUGGAUGAAAUAUCCACUGGGCUUGAUAGCUCAACUACAUUCCAGAUAGUCAAAUCUGUGAGGAACUUUGUUCACCAAAUGGAAGGAACUGUACUCAUGGCUCUUCUUCAACCAGCACCUGAGACAUUUGAACUCUUUGAUGAUUUGAUGUUGUUAUCUGAAGGGCAUAUGAUCUAUCAUGGUCCUCGAGAUGAAGUGUUGAUUUUUUUCGAAUCAAUAGGCUUUAAGUUGCCUCCUCGCAAGAGUGUUGCAGACUUUUUACAGGAGGUUACCUCUAGGAAGGACCAAGAGCAAUAUUGGGCAGAUCCUUCAAAACCCUACCGUUUCAUGACUACUGAAAAAAUUGCUAAAGCGUUUAGGAGUUCACAAUUUGGGAAGAACAUAAAAGAUACCCUAUCUGUUAGUUAUGACAAAUCGAGGAGCCAUCCUUUUGCUCUCUCCAGAUCAAUGUUUGCUGUACCAAAAUGGGAGCUUUUUAAGGCUUGUUUCUCACGAGAAGUGCUCUUGAUCCGCAGGCAUAGUUUCCUAUAUAUUUUUCGAACCUUCCAAGUAGUAUUUGUGGGAUUUGUUACAAGCACAACUUUUUUAAGAACUAGACUACACCCUACAAGUGUGGAUUAUGGAAAUCUAUAUCUUGCCUUCCUUUUCUAUGGGAUCGUACACAUGAUGUUUAAUGGACUUUCUGAGUUGUCUCUCAUGAUAUUUCGACUUCCGGUCUUUUACAAGCAAAGAGACAAUUGCUUCUAUCCUGCGUGGGCAUGGUCACUUUCGAGCUGGGUUUUGCGUGUUCCCUAUUCUGUGUUAGAAUCUGUUGUUUGGUCAUGCAUUGUAUAUUACACGGUUGGAUUAGAUCCUACACCUGAAAGGUUUUUCCGUUUCAUGUUGUUACUAUUUGUAAUCCAUCAAAUGGCAUUGAGUCUUUUUCGAAUGGUGGCUACGUUAGCAAGAGAUAUGGUCAUAGCCAAUACUUGUUCUUCGGCUGCGUUGCUUUGUGUACUAUGUUUGGGUGGAUUUAUUAUUCCAAAAGCUAUGGUUAAGCCAUGGUGGAUUUGGGCAUACUGGAUAUCACCUCUAUCCUAUGCGCAAAAUGCAAUUUCUGUAAACGAAUUCACUGCAACAAGAUGGAUGAUGCCCUCAGGAAACUCUUCCGUUGGGAUGAAGGUCCUCGAUUUACAUGCUAUACCAACAGAUGGUCGUUGGUACUGGAUUGGGAUUAUUGUCUUAUCACUCUAUGCGCUUCUUUUCAAUAAUAUACUUACAAUAGCCUUGACCUAUUUGCAUCCUCUUAAGAAAGCACAGACUGUAGUCCCAGAUGAGGUCUCAGAUGAUGGUGCUUUUAAUGGAGGCAAAGAUUCAAUUCAAAUUGGAGCUUUUAACAAUAAUCAGAAACAGAAGGGAAUGAUUCUUCCAUUUCUACCACUGAAUAUGACAUUUCAUAAUGUCAAUUACUUUGUUGACAUGCCAAAAGCGAUGAAGGAAAAAGGUUUACAAGAGAAUAGGUUGCAGCUUCUGUCAAAUGUGAGUGGAGUUUUCUCACCUGGAGUUCUUACUGCAUUAGUGGGAUCAAGUGGAGCUGGAAAGACUACUUUGAUGGAUGUUCUGGCUGGCAGAAAAACUGGUGGAUACAUAGAAGGAGACAUUAGGAUCUCUGGCUAUCAAAAAGUCCAGCACACUUUUGCCAGAAUAUCAGGUUAUGUUGAACAGAAUGAUAUACAUUCACCUCAGGUGACAGUAGAAGAGUCUCUCUGGUUCUCUUCUUGGCUUCGCCUCCCAAAAGAAAUUAGUAAAGAAACCAAAAAAGAGUUUGUUGAUGAAGUGAUGAGACUUGUGGAGCUUGAUAAUCUUAAGCAUGCAUUGGUGGGAAUGUCUGGGACUAGUGGGCUAUCAACAGAGCAACGUAAAAGACUCACCAUCGGGGUAGAGCUUGUGGCAAAUCCUUCAAUAAUAUUCAUGGAUGAACCGACAUCAGGACUUGAUGCUCGAGCAGCUGCUAUUGUAAUGAGAACAGUCCGUAAUACUGUUGAUACGGGGCGGACAGUAGUCUGCACUAUACAUCAGCCAAGCAUUGAUAUAUUUGAAGCAUUUGAUGAGUUGCUUCUUAUGAAACGUGGUGGUCAAGUAAUAUAUGGAGGAAAGCUUGGACUUCAUUCUCGAGCUAUGAUAAACUAUUUUCAGGGGAUAAAUGGAAUUCCUCCAAUUCCUGAUGGCUAUAAUCCUGCGACAUGGAUGCUUGAGGUUACCACCCCUGCAAUUGAAGAGAGAUUUGGUCAUGACUUUUUCAACAUAUAUAAAAACUCCAAUCAGUUCAGAGCGGUAGAAGCUACUAUAGAGAAAAUGAGUAUACCAUCACCUGGAUCAGAACCACUAAAAUUUGAUACAAAUUUCUCUCAAGAUAUCAUAUCACAAUUUUGCCUAUGUCUUCAGAAGCAACUUAUUGUUUAUUGGAGAUCACCACAAUAUAAUGCUGUGAGAUUGCUUUUUACAACAGUCUGUGCAUUGAUACUUGGCUCCGUUUUUUGGGAUGUUGGCUCUAAAAGGGAUUCAAUCGUUAACUUGAUUACAAUAAUGGGAGCCUUGCAUUCUGCAUGUAUGUUCUUGGGAGUUAGCAAUGCUUCUUCAGUACAACCUGUAGUUUCUAUUGAGAGAACAGUUUUCUACCGAGAAAAGGCAGCCGGAAUGUACUCUCCACUCGCAUAUGCAGCUGCUCAGGCCGUUGUGGAAGUUCCAUACAUUGCAGUACAGACCUUGACGUAUGGCAUCAUCACAUACUUCAUGAUUGGUUUUGAAAGAACAUUAACAAAGUUUCUGCUCUAUCUGGUUUUCAUGUUCCUUACGUUUACAUACUUCACCUUCUACGGAAUGAUGGUGGUUGGCCUUACGCCUACGCAACAUAUGGCUGCCGUUAUAUCUUCUGCAUUUUAUUCACUUUGGAAUCUUUUUUCAGGAUUCCUGAUUCCCAAGAAAUUUAUCCCUGGCUGGUGGAUUUGGUUUUAUUAUAUUUGCCCUGUAGCAUGGACACUCCAUGGAAUCAUUUCAUCACAGCUAGGCGAUGUUGAAACCAUCAUAGAAGGAGACGGGUUUAAGGGCUCAAUCAAAGAGUAUAUAGAUCUCCAAUAUGGUUAUGGUUCUAGAAUGAUUGGCAUUUCAGCUGCAAUUUGUAUUUGCUUCGUGUUCCUCUUUGCCAGUACCUUCGUUGGCUCCAUCAGAUUCCUCGAUUUCCAGAAAAGAUGA
Molecule: messenger RNA, 4401 nt
Organism: Amaranthus tricolor (Joseph's coat)
Lineage: Eukaryota; Viridiplantae; Streptophyta; Magnoliopsida; Caryophyllales; Amaranthaceae
Product: ABC transporter G family member 31
Exons: 23
Coding region: 118-4401 (1427 amino acids)
Cellular component (GO): membrane
Molecular function (GO): ATP hydrolysis activity; ATP binding; ABC-type transporter activity
Source: RefSeq, a predicted model, not a curated record